Messenger RNA from Arctia plantaginis, 1737 nucleotides. NCBI's taxonomy places the organism in Eukaryota, Metazoa, Arthropoda, Insecta, Lepidoptera, Erebidae. The record is from the annotation of a GenBank genome assembly.
AUGUCAGCUAAUGGGAACGGUGGUGACUACGCGCCGCUGAAACAAAUUCUGUCCGAUUCAGAGUCCGAAGAUGAACACAAAGUCGAAAAUGCUCACAUCAAAGGGGCAGAUAGCUGUAAUAACUUAGAUUUUAAUAGCGGUCUUCAGUCAUCUAAGAACUACAGCAUAAGUGACAUGGACGAGUUUAACACAAAUGUGAAUACUGUCGAGAGCACAAUGGACAAUGUUAGCUUUUUGCAAUCAGAUAUGUCGAAUAAGAUGUCGUUUUCACGUCGGUGCGCCUUUAUCGUCUCAAUACUUGUGUGCGUGUUCACCGUUGUUAUAUUUCUGUGGGGUAUACCAUGCUCUGAAAUCGGCAGCUGCACUAGUGAGUUUUUUGAUAGGACAAUGAGUUGGGAGCAUCCUUACAGUGAAAUGGAACUAUCAGGCACUGUCCAAGUUGUCGACGGAGCCAUUCCGAACAUAAAGAACUUGAUAUUUAUAUACAGAGGCAAUCAUAUGCGACAGCAAACUGAGAGAAGUUACGACAAUAUAAAUGGUGUUAUCUUGAUAGUUGGGAACACUGGCAAAGUGGGUUGGUUCACAAAGGAAAGCAGGAUACCAACGGACAUUAAUUGUCAUCUGAUUGAUGUCAAUAGAGACAAACAAAAGGAUUGCAUAGUAUCUGGUACUGAUGGGCUACUAGCUGCCUUGGAUUCUGUUUCAGGAACAUAUUAUUGGCAUAUCCACAAACAAGGUAAAGUCUUCAACAUUGCUCUAAUUGACUUUCCUGUAUUAAUAAAAGACAUGAAUGAUGAUAAAGUAAGUGAGCUGCUGUCUGUAGCCACUGUGUACCCAAGCACAAACCAUAACACAUUAAUAAUAGUUUCUGGGGCAACAGGAAACAUUAUGGCGGAGCCAAUACCAAUAGAGGAUUGUACAUCUGUAGAGCAGCUUUCUGUGUCAGAUACAAUCACUUACAUUUGUAGGAAUGAUAUCACUAAAGCAGUGAGAAGCAUAUCUUAUUCAGUACUAAAGAAAUUGCUAAAAAGGGAACAACCAAUUCCUCGUAUACAGUCUCCACCUACACCAAAAAAACUAAAUAUUAGCAUGAAAAAGAAUGCAGAAAGAACUAGGGAGACUUUUGUCAAUGGCCGUGGAAAGUUAGAAGUAGUCAAUGUUGGUGAAUGCCCUAAAACUUGCAGAGUAUAUCUCACAUUGAUGCUGGAAAAGAAUGGCACAACUAAUGUCACUUGGGAGUACACUGGAUACAACAUAUAUGCCAUGAGGCCAAGUUCGUUUGCCUUUGCAAACUCUAUACGAGGUCCUAAAAACAUUAAUGACAUGUUCUACCGUUCCAACAUUGAUGUUGCUUCAAUUUCUGCUUUCAUUAAGUAUCCUAACUUUACAGUGCAUGAUAUCUCUGAAAGGAUAGUUUUAGUAGUAUUUGAUAAGCAGAUGAGCUACAGUAUAAACAUCAGUCAAACUGACAUGGUACAAAUAUGUGUUAGAGGGCCCAUAGAGAGUCAAACUCCGGUGCCUCAAUGUCAACCUGACUUAGAUUAUCAAGAAAAAUCUAUGACAAUAGCUGACUUAGAUGGAGACUCAUCACAUGAAGUGAUAUCCUACUACAGCACAUUUGUUGCUCCAGAGCAGUACUCACCAAAGAACCCUAGUCUUGAUAAUUGGAAAUUGACAUCUCUCGUUAGAGUGAUCCGUUUAGAGUCUCAAUUACCAAAUCUAUUUAUAAAUGUUUAA